Messenger RNA from Sitophilus oryzae (rice weevil), 1083 nucleotides. It is a transcript of the gene U2A, whose product is annotated as U2 small nuclear ribonucleoprotein A'. The transcript has 5 exons. The record is from RefSeq and is a predicted model, not a curated record. Gene Ontology annotation, biological process: mRNA splicing, via spliceosome. Gene Ontology annotation, cellular component: U2 snRNP. Gene Ontology annotation, molecular function: protein binding; U2 snRNA binding. The coding region runs from base 123 to 863 and encodes 246 amino acids. NCBI's taxonomy places the organism in Eukaryota, Metazoa, Arthropoda, Insecta, Coleoptera, Curculionidae.
AAUUUAAAAAUCUAGAACUAGAAAAGCUACUCAAAAAUCUACUUGGUUUAUUUUCGGCACUGUUUUGUUUCUAUAUUUGAAGCUGUUUUAUUUGUCAAUAUUAAAAGCUUUGUACAGCCACAAUGGUAAAAUUAACAGCGGAAAUCAUUCAGAACUCGCUGCAGUAUAUAAAUCCAGUUAAAGAUCGAGAACUUGAUCUCCGAGGUUACAGGAUUCCUGAAAUUGAGAAUUUAGGAGCAACAGGCGAUCAAUUUGACACAAUUGAUUUUUCAGAAAAUGAUGUUCGCAAAUUAGAUGGUUUCCCAUAUUUAAAGCGACUGAAAUGCCUUAUGUUAAACAAUAAUAGAAUAGUUCGAAUUGGUGAACAUUUGGAAGAAUAUAUUCCAAAUUUAGAGAGUUUGAUUUUAACUGGAAAUCAAAUUGAAGAUUUAGGUGAUGUUGAGCCCUUGACUAGCUUGGAGAAGUUGACUACUUUAAGUCUUUUGCACAACCCUGUUACUGCUAAACAGCAUUAUCGACUGUAUAUUAUUUAUAAACUGCCUCAACUAAAGUUAUUGGACUUCAGAAAAAUUAAAAUGAAGGAAAGGGAGGAAGCUAAAACUUUAUUCAAAAGUAAAAAAGGAAAAGAGAUACAAAAGGAUAUUAUCAAGAGAUCUAAAACAUUUGUCCCUGGUGGAAGUAUGCACAACAUUGCUAAGAGUAAAGGGUUGUCUGAUGAAGAAAUUCAUAAAAUCAGGGAAGCUAUUAAUCAAGCAAGCUCAUUAGAAGAGGUUGAGAGGCUGCAGAAAAUUCUUCAGUCUGGACAAAUUCCUGGGAAUGAACUCAAUGGUCAACGGAAUGGGCAAGCUAUGGAAUAUGAAUAAUUUUAAUUUUAGGACAGAAAGGUAAAUUUUUUGUCAAUCUUUUUGAGAUAAAGAAUUUAUAUAUUAUAAUAAAAAUUUGAUUUUUUUAGUAAACUGAUAAGAACACUACUAAUUUUUUUCUAUUUAAAUACUUUUUUUAAUUUGUACCAGCAAAUAUAUGUUAAAGAGGUCAAGAAGCGAUUUGGUUUUAAUGUGGUAUAAAUAAAAAUAAUAUUCUUUA